Molecule: messenger RNA, 2819 nt
Organism: Cyprinodon tularosa
Lineage: Eukaryota; Metazoa; Chordata; Actinopteri; Cyprinodontiformes; Cyprinodontidae
Product: GRB2-associated-binding protein 1-like
Exons: 13
Coding region: 438-2717 (759 amino acids)
Source: RefSeq, a predicted model, not a curated record
CAGGCAUUGUGUUGGUUAUCAAGCACCCGGGAGAGGAGGGGGGAAAUAACUCUGCUGGGAAGUUGAAACCGGCUCAGGAGGAGGUGUGAUUCUCUUACUUGGCCAUCGACAGUUACACUCAGCUCUGCCAUAUAGGGAUGAACUGAGAUAUUAUGAAUGCAGCUGGAUUGUAUUGGAAAAAGAACAGCAAGUUUCUUGGUAUUCCUGGCAUUUUGGAAACCUUUUGAUGAUCUCUUCUGACACUGGACUGCACUGAAGCCCUGAUGGAGGAAACUAAUCACAGCUCUUUGAAUUAAGCUUGCAAAUAUAAAUAAUUGACAUUUUUAGCCAAGAAUCUGGCUACAAGGAAUCUUAAUUAAAAGCCCUUGAUUGCUUUGAAACCUGACUUGGUGUGUGGAGAGCCAGCUAAUUGAUUAAUUGAUCAGGAAAACAUCAGGAUGAGUGGAGAGGGGGACGUGGUGUGUGAUGGUUGGCUACGAAAAUCACCUCCAGAGAAGAAGCUGCGACGAUAUGCAUGGAAAAGACGUUGGUUUGUCCUGCGAAGUGGUCGACUAAGUGGAGAACCAGAUGUCCUUCAGUACUAUAAGAACCAGCAUUCCAGACGGCCGAUUGGCACCAUCAAUUUGAAUCUCUGUGAGCAGGUAGAUGCUGGCCUCUCCUUCACCAAAAAAGAGCUGGAGAGCAGUUUUGUUUUUGACCUGCGAACAGCAGAGAGAACCUGGUACCUGGUAGCCGAGUCUGAGGAGGACAUGAACCGCUGGGUGACGUCCAUCUGUCUCCUUUGUGGCUUCAAUCCCACCGAUGAUGUUUCAGAAAGGACACCAAACUCCACCUCUGUGACCACAUCCAGGGGCACACCCGCUAUCUCCAUGGUAACAGUGUCCCUCCCAACCCCAUAUGACCCAGUCAGUGUGCGUCAUCUGGAGCAUGUUAGCGGUGCUGAGGAAGACUAUCUGUGGCUAUCAAACUGCCAGACUCACACCAGACCUCCUUUGGGUUCAUCCAUCUCUCUUGAGACAGACAACAAUGAUACCCUCUACCCUCCUCCAUUGGCCACCUCUUCCUCCUCUUCCUGCUCUUCCUCUCCUUCCCUUCCUCCUAACAGCCUUCCAUCCUCAACGGGCUUCCGGAUGGCUCCUUGGACAGUAGCUGCCAUGACGAGCCCCCUGAGUCAGUCCUUGGAUGCCAGCAUGACUUCUGACUUCCAGAAAAGAGCUGCCAGACCUCAUUGCCACCCCUCCCCUCAUCCUAGAAAGCACUCCUUAGAUUUCCACCUGCGCCCUGCAGCUUUGCCACUGAGCGAUGACAAUCACUCCAGCAUCAACUCGCAACCUUCAAGUACAAGUGGCUACCAGAUCCCACGACCAGCAGCCACUCCACAACCACCUCCUCCUCGGCGUCCCUCUUCAACACCUAGUGUGGACUCGUUAACUCAGGCCGAGCUCAACACUGCCAUCCCGACUCCUCCUCCUCGACCACCCAAGCCCCAAGCCGUGACACCACAUGGAGACAGCUCCACUGCUGGCACAGGGCCUGCUACACUACCAAGAGCAAACUCGGUGCCAGAGAAGAGAGAUGAAAGCUUUAACCAAGGACAACAAAUGAAAGGUAGCGAGUCUGUCUUCUUUCCUCGGUCUCAAUCUGAAAGAGCUACCAUGUUUGAGUUCAGUGAGAGCUUUAACACCUACUUUUUUAAUAAAGGCAUGGUGCCACUUGGUAGUGUUUGUUAUGAAGAUGAUGAUGUAAAUGAAAACUAUGUUCCAAUGAGUGCUGCCACCACUGAGCCACCAGUUACAGCAAGGCUCCAUCCAGGAGGUCCAACUGACUCUACUACUGAGCUCCAAGAUGGCAACUACGUCCCAAUGACCCCGCUGACCUCGUCCUUUUCUGCUAAUCCCAUUCCUGCCACAUGUGACCUAGCAUUCCUGGGGAGGCAAGUGCCUCCACCUGCCCACAUGGGUUUUCGGAAUUCCACCAUGACUCCCGUCAUUCCCUCUACACCACCAACGCGAAGAAAUACAAUAACCAACAGUAAUGUGGGUGAAGUAGAAGUCGUGCCUCCCCCAAUCCAUCGUAAUCUGAAGCCACAAAGAAAAGGAGCUGGUGGCAGUAACACUGUGGAGAAACACAGCAACCAGAGCUCUGUAGAAAUUAAUCAUAAAACAAAAGUAAAACCAGCUCCCCUAGAGAUCAAACCAGUAUCUCAGGACUGGCAGGAAGUCCCACCUCCUGUUCGCUCACCUGUCACUCGAACCUUUACUCGAUGCCCAUCAACACGGGGCUCAUUUAUUCAGAGCUCUGUGCAAAGUUCAUCCCCCUCCUCGGAUUCUGAUGACCCAGAUGACAGCUAUGUUACCAUGGUGACCUCCAACCUCAGUCAUAGUGCUGGAGAGCAGUCUCUUAGGAUGAUUCUCCACCGAGCCUCUGAAGGUGGAGUCAGCAGCCCAAUACUACAACGAGCAAAAGCUGAAAAACAGGUGGAGUAUUUGGACCUGGAUCUCCAUACAGGACGAUCAACACCAACCAGACAGAAACGUUGCACUGCAGAGGGUGGAACCAACAGCAAUGAGCCAGUUGGAGCGGGUGACGAAAGAGGACGAGGUGAUCGCAGACGUGUAGACUAUGUGGUUGUGGAUCCGAAAAGGACCAAGGCCCUGAAAAACACUCGAGAGGCCUGGCAUGAUGGGAGAAUGUCCACAGAAAAGGAGAAAAGCUAAAAAAAGGCCAAGAAGAACGCAUGCCGACAGGAUAAACAUCUUCCAUAUUAUAAGAAAAGAGACACAAUUCUUUGUUUAAAGCAAUAAAUCACUGAAUCUUAA